CUUUCUUUUGAUGGUGUGGUGGUGCAAGCAGAGCGCGCCUCUGUUUGGCACGUCCCAGCGGCAGCGCCUGUAUCCAUGACAAAAUUGGACAAUGAUGGCGGACGCAGUCAUGGCGCGCCUGGAUAGCACAGCAAGUUCGCACAUUCGCGGGUGUCUUUCUGUGGAGACAAGAGCUUCCCGUUUGGCGCGUGUUUCUUGCGUUGCAAGCGCAUGUCUCCGCCGUCAGGGCUUGUUCAGAGGUGGUCCGGGGCAAGUCGCACGUGAAAGGCAUUCCUCUUUGUUCCUGAAUUGGGGAUUGUGGACAGAUGAUGUCCACUACGGCACUCAGUUGCGGAGUCAUAGUGACAACAUCCAAGCAGCUUUGAAACAUCAUCUGCCAACAUGGGUGAAGAAUUCUGUAAUAGGAACCUCAGUAUUUUCAUCUCUGCGAACCACCAAUAGAUGUCAAGAAGGUUUGGGCUUCAAACCUCAGAACAAGAAGAACAAGAGGAAGCAAAGGAAGCGCAAUGCUGCGACAGCAACAGACGAAGUCGGGGGCAUUCAAGCAACGAAAGUUUUGAACCUUGACUAUGUUUACUCCGCUCCAGCUGAGGAAGCUUGGACCAAGGGCCCCUUUGACUUGAUGGCCUUCCUUUCAAAGCUCCAGCCCCUUCUCGGAAUGGGUCCUAGUUCGCUCGAUCCAGAGCGGUCCGCAGCAUUUGUAGAAGAAUGUAGAGGUUUAAUGGACGACUUUCUACACGGCCGCUUUGAGGGGACCUUCCCCGAGACGGUGUUGCGCUCGCAACUCGAGAAGCUGGCGCGCUUUUUCAAAACAACGCCUGGCCUUAAAGACUGCCCAGCUGGCACCUGGGCUCCCUUCAAGAUCCAUGACGAGCGUCAAUCUGUGUCUCUCUCGGUGUUACAACUUUGGGUGCAGGUCGCUGAGCUGCGGUCGUUGACACCACCUGAUCCAUGGUCAAGAGCAUAUAGAGAGCAGCUGUCACAUCUAGCUGCAGCCCAGUCCUUGGUUGACUACUGGGUACGCAUGUGGGAUCGCACGUCGAAUUCUGGCAACUGCUCCGAGAGGUCUUCUGCCGAAUACGGCACACUCCUCGAGAACGUCAGUAUGGUGAUAGACAUGGCCGACCGGCAAUUCGUACUGAAUAUUGCAAAUGACAUGGUGGCGCAUCUGAGAAGCGGUGAGGAAGCGCCAAGUGGCACAGCAAAGGCAGCCUCGGCUGUCAUCGAAACUGGCAUCAUAGCGUGCGUCAAGAUAGAGAACCAGGAUCUUGCGCUGAAUGCUGCAAGAGCGGCCUUAAACGGCGGCGUCACAGUGUUGGAGUUGACGAUGACCGUGCCAGGUGCUCUGGAGAGUGUUAAGACGCUUGUUGACGAGUUCCCCAAUGCGAUUAUUGGCGUCGGCACGAUUUACACGGCCGAGGAGGCGGCAGCUGCGGCACAGGCCGGGGCGCACUUCGUCAUGAGCCCAAUCUUCAAUGAGGAGAUUGUGGACGUCCAGAAAAAGUUGGACGUUUUGUACAUCCCGGGGGCAAUGACGCCCACCGAGAUCUGGACCGCUCAUAGGAGUGGCUGCCAAAUUGUGAAGGUCUUCCCCGCUUCGGAAGCGACACUCCGGGCCCUCCGCCGACCGCUCGCGAGCCUUCAAGAUCCGCCGCUGUCGCUGGUCGCCUCGCACGGAAUCCGGAAAGAGGACGUUGGACGGUAUCUCGGCGAUCGUUUGGCGAGCGCCGUCGUUCUUUCGGACGCCAUCUUCGGACACGACCGGAGUGCGGACAUCACUGCGGCGGCGCGGAGAGUAGUGGCAGUUGCGAAAGCCCAUAAGCGAUAACUAGAAAGUGCUUUUAGGUUCUAAAUCAGGUUAGACUAGAUGACCUUCAGGGAAAUUACAUGCGGUAGACUGUACAUUCCUGCCCUGGGCGAAGAUUAAAUCUACAGUAUAGAGCAGCUAUCUUGAAGGGCGAAAGGUGUUGGCGUACCCAGGGUCACAAAAGGAGAUAACGGUUGACGAAGAGGUGAGCAGACACUUUUCACACGUAUAUCGAUGUUGCCCGCGCUGUGAAGUCAGUCGAGGCCGCCUCCACACAUCCAACUUAGUAGCGAGCGACCUUAUAUGUUCAGCAUCUCUUUGAGUCAAGAGCGGGAGAGAUCAAAGGUCCUUGUAAGCAACACGUCUAGGUUCGACGGUCACCAGAUUGUAAUGGUUCAUUGAACACUAGCUUUGUAAACGAGUCCUUUUAAUGAAUCGUUUGCCGGCCG
Messenger RNA from Klebsormidium nitens, 2256 nucleotides. Lineage: Eukaryota; Viridiplantae; Streptophyta; Klebsormidiophyceae; Klebsormidiales; Klebsormidiaceae. The record is from the annotation of a GenBank genome assembly.